Schistocerca piceifrons (Central American locust) is the source of this 2092-nucleotide messenger RNA. RefSeq names its product zinc finger protein 501-like. Lineage: Eukaryota; Metazoa; Arthropoda; Insecta; Orthoptera; Acrididae. The transcript is spliced from 9 exons. The coding region runs from base 395 to 1972 and encodes 525 amino acids. Gene Ontology annotation, biological process: regulation of transcription by RNA polymerase II. Gene Ontology annotation, molecular function: DNA-binding transcription factor activity, RNA polymerase II-specific; RNA polymerase II cis-regulatory region sequence-specific DNA binding. The record is from RefSeq and is a predicted model, not a curated record. Gene Ontology annotation, cellular component: nucleus.
UGAAACGUCAAACAAACUCAUUGAAGAUGUAAUCAAGUUUUAACUUAAUGUUUGUGAAAGAGAAGUGACAUGCUAAAAGAAAUAACCUUAACUGACCCUCUGAACAUUCAGGCCGGAGAUGUAUAGCUUUAUCUAUUUUGUCCUUAGCAUCUGAUAUUUCACACAGUGCAACAGAAGGACUUUUUUUUAAUGUUUACGUAUAUUUCAAGAGUUGUUGCCGUCAAGAGACUUUAUACGGUACUUUUGGGAACGUUGUUGACCAGCUGAAGGCCAAUGUGGAAUGCUUUCUCUUGACUAAAUUGUGUAUUUGCGCGUAAUACAUGCAGGCGGUGCAGUUACCUGGAAUGAAGACAGUCUGAGAGAAGCUGCAUAAAUAUUCAAUUAGAUCUUGAAGAUGGCAUCAGGGAAAUGCAGAAGUUCUGUUUGUGGUGCAACUCUCAUCAAACAAGAGCCAGUUGAGGCUGACCCACGUGCUUCCCCAGAGCAAGAGAUCGAGCACAUAUCUGUUAAGCAAGAAACUCCUGUUGAUGCCAACCCACUUGCAUCCUCCAAGCAAGAGAUGGAGUAUGUAUCUGCUAAGGAAGAAACUCCAGAGUGGGAUGUGCCUGAUGACCACGAUAGUACGCAUGAUCCACAAAGCAUCAUCAAAGAGGAGUGUUCAUCUUCAGAAGACUUUCUGAGCCCUAGCGCUCCCAGUAUUGAGGACGACGACGAGGAAGACGAGGAUGCAGUGAGUGAGGAUGACUUUCAGGAGCUCAAGCAUGAAGUGGAGUCAAGAAGUAGUGGCAGUGAAUCAGAAAGUUCCAUCGGUGUUGGUAUGGACAACGACAACGACACUAACGGAGACAACAGCGGUUUGAUUACCAGCAUUCCACUGCAUUCGUGCAGUGUGUGUCACAAAAUGUUCACAAAGAGUACCUAUUUGAAGAAACACUUCAGAGUCCAUAGUGGUGAACGCCCAUACAGCUGUGGCGUUUGCAACAAGACUUUUGCGCAAAGUUGGGCACUGAAACAACAUUCGCGUCGGCACACAGGCGAACACCCAUACAACUGUGGCGUUUGCAGCAAGGCAUUCAUGCAAAAAUCUGAUCUGAAGAAGCACUUCCGGGUGCACACUGGUGAACGUCCGUACACCUGUGACGUUUGCAACAAGGCUUUUGCACAAAGUAGUGCGUUGAAGCAGCAUUCACGAUUGCACACUGGUGAACGCCCAUACAGCUGUUGCGUCUGCAGAAAGACAUUCAGAGACAGUGAUAAACUGAAGAAUCAUUCACGAUUGCACACUGGGGAGCGUCCGUACGUCUGUGGUAUGUGCAACAAGACAUUCGCUCUAAGUGCUUCACUGAAGCGGCACUCACAAGUGCACACUAGUGAACGCUCGCAUAACUGUAGUGUUUGCAACAAGACAUUCAGACACAGUAGUAGCCUGAAGGACCAUUUGCGAAUCCACAGCGACGAGCGCCCCUACGUGUGUGGCAUUUGCAACAAGACAUUCGCUCAAAGUUGGGCACUGAGGCACCAUUCACGAUUGCACAGUGGUGAACGCCCAUACAGCUGUUGCAUUUGCAGAAAGACAUUCAGAGACAGAGAAGAAGUGAAGAAGCAUACACGACUCCACACUGGCGAGCGCCCAUACAUCUGUGGUGUUUGCAACAAGACUUUCGCUCUAAGUUCUUCGCUGAAGCGGCAUUCUCGAGUGCACACUGAUGAACGGCCUCACAGCUGUGAUAUUUGUAACAAGGCAUUCAGAUGCAGUAAUAGCCUGAAGAAGCAUGUGCGCAUGCACACUGGCGAGCGUCCGUACGUAUGUGGCGUUUGUAAUAAGACAUUCGCGCAAAGCUGGGCGCUGACGCAGCAUUCACGAUUGCACACUGGUGAACGCGUACACAGCUGUGGCAUUUGCAACAAAACAUUCACUCGAAGUUCUGCACUGAAGAAGCAUUCACAGCUGCACACCGACGAACACCUAUGAAGCUGUUGUGUGUGUCAUAUCCCUUUACACCCUGAAAUAUUUUUCAUUGUGCAAGAACUGCAAGUAGCAUUGUUAUAGUGUCCUGAUGUCAUUGAUUGCAGAAUAAAUACUGCAAACAUU